This is a messenger RNA of Cryptomeria japonica (Japanese cedar), 1140 nucleotides long. RefSeq lists its product as uncharacterized. The transcript is spliced from 6 exons. Lineage: Eukaryota; Viridiplantae; Streptophyta; Pinopsida; Cupressales; Cupressaceae. Gene Ontology annotation, biological process: metal ion transport; transmembrane transport. Gene Ontology annotation, molecular function: metal ion transmembrane transporter activity. The record is from RefSeq and is a predicted model, not a curated record. Gene Ontology annotation, cellular component: membrane. Bases 1 to 894 code for a protein of 297 amino acids.
AUGGGGAUAGUGCUAACAGUGAUAGCCACGUUGGAAGCAAAAACCGUGGAAGGAGUAGAGCGUACCCAGCAUAUCCAGGAUUCACCACCGGCAAGUGAACGAGAUACACUCAGAAUUAAAACAGAGGAAUUAGAGAUUGCUUCAGAGGAACCUGAUGAAUUCUAUCUUGUCAGAUUGUUUCGUAAAUAUAUUUUUGGGCAAGCUGAUGAGGUUGAGUUGAAGUUUGUUAACAGGAGAAAUAAUGAAGAUCUGACACUCUUGGGUAUCAUAUUGAAUCAAGAGGUCAAGAGGUUGUCAUCACAGAUAAUUAGAGUAAAAUGGUCUCUACAUGCUAGAGAGGAGAUUGUCUUUGAGCUUUCAGAACAUUUAACUGGUAGAGUCACCCAAGAUAUCUUGAGCAAAGUGAGAACAAGCACAAGGGAGAUGAUUGUGGAACAAGAAGCUGUUAGAGACCGCCUCUUCACAGUUCAAGAUGUUAUGCAGAACACUACACGAGCAUUGUUACAGGAUAAAAGUAUACGCAUUACACAUAAUUUGGCAGUUAUUGGAGGAGGAGGCCUUGUUCUUACUAUACUUACAGGACUUUUUGGAAUUAAUGUUGAUGGGAUUCCUGGUGGACAAAAUACACCAUAUGCAUUUGGUUUAUUUGCUGGAGUAGUUCUCUUUCUAGGCGUGGCUUUGGUUGGGUUUGGAAUGCUCUGUUUUGGGUUUAAAAAAAUAAUCACAGGAGAACAAGUUGAAGUGCGUAGAAUGGAGCUUCAAUCUCUUGUAGCAACAUUCCAGCAUGAUGCGGAGACACACGCAAAAUUUCAAAUUGCUAGUCAUGGACAUGGAUUACAGUUACAAGGAAAUGAAAAUGUCCUUGAAAAUUGCGAUUAUAUUGUUAUUAGAUAGCUUCUUGUAGACAGUUGUGCUAUGCAAUAUGGCUUGACGUUAUACGCUUCAAACAAAUAAUAAACUAUCUAGACUUCUUGUAUUUGUGAAAUUAUACGAUAUAAUAGAAUUUCAAAAUUAGUAGUUUGAGAUAAGCAUAGUUUACUUUAUUGGAUCCUUUACUGAAAGGAGUUCAAAUCAGAUGGGAUUAUUAUCUGUUAGUGUUGAAAAACUAUAAAUAUGAUUUUUGACCUACCAUAUUAUUGA